Lathyrus sativus (Indian pea) is the source of this 477-nucleotide messenger RNA. The record is from the annotation of a GenBank genome assembly. NCBI's taxonomy places the organism in Eukaryota, Viridiplantae, Streptophyta, Magnoliopsida, Fabales, Fabaceae.
AUGAGUAACAACAAUAUAAGAAAUUUUGAUUUGAACGAAUGUUCAGUGGAAGAUUUUUCUGUGGAGAAUGAUUAUUCGGAAGUAAUCGUUGAACAUUUCGAUUGUAAUAUUGGGGAGAAAGACGUGUUAGAAGGUGACAUUAUUAGUAGUAUUGAGAAAGAAAAUCUUGUAUCUUCUAAUCAGAAUGUUGAGAUCAAUGAGUUUUUAGAAGAAGUUGAUAAUGGUGGAGCGAGUAAUGAGACAAAUAUUCUUCCUUUUGUUGGUCAAAUUUUUCUUAGUGAAGAAGAAGCAUUUGUCUUUUACAAGAGAUAUGCAUAUCAACAUGGAUUCUCAAUUAGAAAGGGUAGAUUCAUCAAACAAAAUGGAAUUAUUAGCCGGCGAGAUUUUUUUUGCCAUUGUGAAGGUAAAGUCCCCUUGAAAAUCAUAGAACCAUCAAAAGAACAGCGAAAAAGAGAAACAUGUAAAGCUCAUUUGUGA